GACGUGUUGGUUACGUUGCAUUGUGGGAUAUUCAUAACACAAACAACCAGGUUUUGUUUAUAGUCUGGCUCUCGCAGCUAUUUAAUUUUUUUUUAAUAUUCCCAUACAGACAAGGUGCCAUGGGUAGACGAAGCAUAAACACCACCAAGAGUGGUAAAUACAUGAAUCCAACAGAUCAGGCCCGUAAGGAGGCUAGAAAGAGAGAACUGAAGAAAAAUAAGAAACAACGGCAGAUGGUUCGAGCAGCAGUACUUAAGGGAAAAGACCCAUCACAAAUUAUUAUGGAGAUGGAGAAAAUUGACAGUAUGGAAUACAAUGUUGAGGUUCCACCAGCUCUCAGUGAAAAAGUGCUGAAAGAUAAGAGAAAAAAAUUAAGAGAAACCCUAGAUCGAGUUCUGAAAUUGUAUGAAAGAGAAAACCCAGAAUACUGGGUUGAAAUCCGCCGUAUGGAAGGAGAUUAUGAGAAGAAGCGACAAGCACUUAUUGAGUAUUUUGAGUCGGUUCGACAUGCUCAAGCAGUCACGGUUGAUGAGAUUCCUUUACCAAAUCUUGACAUGCCACCAGUGCCUGAUGAGUCUAUGCCUGAUCUACCACCACCUCCAGAAAUAGUUCCCUUGCCUGUGCCAAAUGCCCAUAUGGUUCCAUCUCAUAGUAUUCUGAAAAAAAUGUCUGCAUAUGUACCACCUCCUGCUGAACCUAAAAAGCCUCCAGGUUGCCCCCCGACACUGCCACCUGAUCUUAGUGAUGAUGAAGAAGAAGAACAAGCAAUGGAAACUGAACCUGCUCCUCCUGUUACAGAGAAAGAAGAUAAUGAAGAAGAUGGAAAGGAAGAUGAUGAUGAAACUGAGGAGAAAGACAAGAGUCAGCCACGCAGUCGCACUAUUCGUUUUGAAGAUGGAGAAGAUUCAGAUGAAGAAAAGGAUACAAGAGUUACAAUAACAAAUUCUAAAGGUCUUACCAGCUUACAGACUAAGCUGUUGCAGAUGUCAGGCCAAGACAUAGAUGACUUCAUGAGGGAAACUGAAGUACUUUUCCGUGAGAAGGAGGCAGAGCGCAAGGCUGACCUCCGGGCUCGAUUAGAUAAACUAUAUGAUGAUGAGCCUCCAAGACCUAAUCUGCAACAACCAAUACUCAGUGUGCCUCCACCACAAACUAGAGGGCCACCAGGUACUCCUGUAGUUCUGCCUCCAGGUGCAGCAGCAUCAUCUCAGCCAACUCCCACCAGUCAGAGUAUAACACAAGUUACAUAUCUUCCUUCUGCCCCUCCACCAGCAACAGUCCCAGUAAGUGGUCCGCCUGGUGUCCCACAUGUUGCAUUACCUGUAGCCCCUCCAGGCACCACCUUAUCUACCCCACCAACCACUGUUCCACUUAUCCCACCAGGUGUUACUCCAACACCUAUACAGUCUACCCCAAAUGUGGUCCCAAGUGGUCAUCCUGCAGGACCCCUUGGAUCAUCCUCAGUAAUACCUCUUGUUAUCCCACCAUCUGUUCCACCAGUGGCUCCUCCAGGAGCACCUCCCACAGGCCCUCCAGGGGCACCUCCUGGGGCACCACCUCUUAUGUUUCGUCCGCCUCCACCCAUGCGCAGUGGUCUCCCACCUCCACUCGGGGUUCGUCCACCGCCAGGGCCUCCUCCCCAAGGAAUGCCUCCAAGACUACCAAAUAUGCGCAUGCCACCACCAAUGCCUCCUCGUCUUCCAAUGCGUCCACCAGGUAUUCCACCAGGUAUGCCACCACCAGGCAUGCCUCCACGUGGCCUUCCUCCAGUUCACAACCCCAAUGUGCUGUCUGCAGGACCUCAGCUUAUUCCUCGACCCAGAGAAGAUGACAAAAAGCAUUCUGCAACCAUCGAGGCCAAGCCACAGAUCAGAAAUCUCAGUGCAGAUGUAACACGUUUCCUACCAACUGCUCUGAGAGUGAAGAGAGAAGACAGAAAGAAAUUAGGAAAAGCACAAACAGAUAUCAAAGAAAUGGGAGGAGGCAAGGCUGAAGAAACUGAUCUAAACCAACCAAAGACGAUGCUUAUUCUCAGUUCAUGAGAGAGAUGGAAGGGCUAUUGUAAAAAUGUAUACUUUUUUUUUUUUUAACCUACUUGUUUCUUUAUGACAUUUAGGCUGAACCUUAUUUUCAUAACCCAAACUUGGAAAGAUAAUUCAUGAAAAAAAAAAUUUAUCGAAAUUAAUACCAUAUCUUUUCUGUUACAGGCUUUUUAUUUUAAUGUGUUUCACAGUCAAAAGUAAAUCAUUGUUAUUACUUGUGUAAGUGCUUUCACUAGUAUAAAUAUGUAAGAAAAUGCUUGAAAAACAUUAAUAAACAUAUUGAUCAUCAUUGGAAAACAUAUGUUGUGAAGUUUAAUCUUCCUCUAGGGAGGUUCCUUGAUGCUAAUGAGGGGCUCUUCAUCCAAGGAAUUUGAUUUGUCCUUCCCUUCCUUGGACCCAAACCUCCAGGCACUACAUGCCCCCCUACAGGUUCAGCACUUCCCUCUAAAUACUGUAGAGUAUAAUCAUUAUGAAGUUCAGUAUUUUUGUGUACUGUAUUUUAUCAAAAGAUGAUGUACUGUAUUUAAUGCUCACAAAGUGACAGGUUUAGACAAGUGCUGUAUCAUGGUGUUUCAGAGAUCUUCAUAUUUAAUUUAUAAAACAAAUAGAUGAACUAAAUUCAGGUACAG
Messenger RNA from Cherax quadricarinatus, 2671 nucleotides. Its product is annotated as WW domain-binding protein 11. Gene Ontology annotation, cellular component: spliceosomal complex. Gene Ontology annotation, biological process: RNA processing. NCBI's taxonomy places the organism in Eukaryota, Metazoa, Arthropoda, Malacostraca, Decapoda, Parastacidae. The record is from RefSeq and is a predicted model, not a curated record.